Catharus ustulatus (Swainson's thrush) is the source of this 1754-nucleotide messenger RNA. RefSeq names its product iporin-like. Bases 1 to 1107 code for a protein of 368 amino acids. Lineage: Eukaryota; Metazoa; Chordata; Aves; Passeriformes; Turdidae. The transcript is spliced from 3 exons. The record is from RefSeq and is a predicted model, not a curated record. Gene Ontology annotation, cellular component: cytoplasmic vesicle.
AUGGUUGUUCAGGGUUACAGCUGCACAUGUUUCCACUGUUUCUUUCUUACCCUGAUCAUUUUCCAUCCCUGCAGUAUCCGGUCCCUGGAGUUCUGGUUCAACCACCUUUACAACCAUGAAGACAUCAUCCUGGCACACUACCAGCCAGUGGGCUUCUUGUGCCUGUCUCACAGUGUGUGCCAGCCUCUUUUUGAGGAGCUCCUGCUCCUGCUCCAGCCUCUCUCCCUGCUGCCCUUCAACCUAGACCUCCUGUUUGAGCACCACCUGAUGCAGAUGGGCAAAGAGCAGCAGCAGCAGAAGGAGCUGCUGCGUGUGAAGCAGGACCUGCUGCUUUCCGUGCACUCCACCCUGCAGCUGAUGCGGACCCGGGGCAGCAGUGAGGAUCCUGAUGGCUGCAGCACUGCCCCUGAACCAUGCCAAGGGGGUGCCAGGAAUGGUGACAUCUCACCAGGCCACAGCCCACAGCAAGCUGGGAGCGGGAAGAGGGUCAAGGGAGUGGGGGCCUCCUGCGGAGAAGGUGACAGGGAGGAAGAGCAGAGCAAGAUGCGAGAGAGCACAUGGGAGGGGAAGAAGGACAAGCAGGCAGGCUGGUGGUACCAGCUCAUGCAGACCUCUCAGAUUUACAUUGAGAGCUCAGCCGAAGGCUCCAAGUUCAUCCGCUCUGAGAAGAAGAAGGCGGCUUUGAAUCCUGCGCCCAGGUCAGUGCAGACCCACAAGGCACCACCUCCCCGAGAAGGGGUGGUGGAGGAUGCAGAGGCUUGUCCCAUUGCUGAGGGCACCUUGGAGGAGAGGCCCAAGGUGGUCAGCAAGCCGAGUCCUGAAGCCGUGGAAGAGCCCUUGGAAAAGCCCCAGCAGGUUGUGGUUGGUGAAGAGGGGAAGGAACGGAGCUGGCCCUUCUGGAUGGGCAGCCCCCCAGACUCUGUGCUUACAGAGCUAAAGCGCAGCAAGGAGAAGGAGGCUCAGCAAAGAGUGGGAGCAGCAGCAGCAGCAGCAGCCCCUCAAGAGGAUAGCAGCACCAGUGCAUCAGAGGGCAGCCAGCCCAUCAAGUGGGGACACUUGUUUGGGUCCAGGAAGGUACAGAAGGAGCCCAGGCAACCAAACAGGUAAGGGCAGGGGUGGUUUGGGUGAGAAGCAAUGGUUAACCUUGAGUGUGGCAGUACAGGUGGAAGUCAGGCCAAGAACUGACUGCUGGGCUACACCAGUGUGGUACAUCAAGGGUCUGGAACCCUGCUCAGUCCUGCCAGCCUGCCUUAAUUCCUCCCAUACCCUUGCUCAGUCCAUCUCAUAGGCUCUUCUGCCUGAGCUCUACCACUGCCUUGGUAUCUAAACCCUGCGACAUGGCCCCAUCACCACCUCAUCCCUCUCAAAACCACAUGUUGAGAACAGAGCAUAGAGCCAUCGCUGUUGCUUACAACAGAUCUGGGGAGGCUGAAGUUGCCCCCAGUAGCUGAGACCUCUCUGCACUGCCUCUCCCUCUACGCACCCUCACUGCUCCUGGAAAUGACCACUGAAAAUGUCCUUCCCAGUCCAGGUUGUGGUGUUACAUCUGAGCCCUCCCCACCUGGAGACCUGGCCCACUGCCCAGCAGUGCCCUUUGUGCAUGAAGCCAAACCUCUAAGGUGUGACCUUGAUGGGAGCAGCUGCUCUGUUUCCUUGCGUGCACUUUCCUGCCACUGACUUCUUCUGUCUCCUGCUUCCAGGUUACCCUCUGACUGGCUGAGCUUGGACAAGUCCGUGUUCCAGCUGGUGGCCCA